Molecule: messenger RNA, 1113 nt
Organism: Ricinus communis (castor bean)
Lineage: Eukaryota; Viridiplantae; Streptophyta; Magnoliopsida; Malpighiales; Euphorbiaceae
Exons: 1
Coding region: 312-869 (185 amino acids)
Source: RefSeq, a predicted model, not a curated record
AAAGCACUCUCUCUAAAUCCACACCAUGUGUUUGUGAAGGGCAUUCUUAACCUUUUAUGUCCCAUCCUUUUUGAGUGUUAGAAACCAGAUUACUAGGACCCACCUUCAUUACCUUCUCCUUGUCUUUGCAUAUAUAUCACCACUGCAUCUUCUAUAUCUCUGAUAAACCCUCAACAUUAACAAAAAUCCUAGGUCAUAACCCCACCUUCUUUCUUUCUUUAUUUUACCCUUUAUUUCUUUUUCUUUUCUUUUUUUUUCCUUCUCCCUCUUUUGUCCAAGAAAUAAGAGAUAAAAGAAUAUAAUAUCAAGAAAUGAAAGGGUCUUCCAAGAUCAAAAUCAUUGGCUCAACAAAUUCAAGAACCAUGGAUCUUUCAGAUCUCUUAACAUCUCUUGAACCCACAAAAACCAACAGUACUGCUACCGAUACUCAUCAAGAAACCAAGAAAAUCAAGUGCAGUGAUGCUAAAACCGACCCCACCACCACCACCACCAACAACAACAACACCAAUAAUAUCAAAGAUUCAUUCCUUGGAUUACAAGAAGAUCAAGGAAGGUAUAAAGAAGAGAUGUUUGGUAUGAAGUUGAAAAGGAACUCUUCAGUUUCCUCAGCUUCAGCUUCUUCUGUACUUCAUUCAGUAAAGAAAGCAUUCUCCAUGAGAAGAUCUUCAUCAGUUACUGAAAGGUAUUGUAGAAUCCAUGACCAAUCUGUCACUCUGCAAUCACCAACACAUGAUGGUCAUUAUGAUGAUGAUCAUGCUGAUGCCGAUCAUGAUGAUGAUGAUGGUGAUACAAAAACAACAAGAUCUAUGAAGCAAAAGAAUAGCAGAGGCAGAAUCUUUAAAGCAUGUAAGAAACUUUUUGGACUCUAGUUUUGUCCAUUUUCAUUAGUAUAUUUUUCACUACUGCUGCUACUGUAAUGGGUUGUUAUUCCUUUUUCCAUUAUGGAGUUGUAUUAUUACUAUGGAGUACUUUAAGAAGAAAAGACAAAGUAAAAAAAUUUUGCAUAGCUGCUGUAAUGAUCAUUAAUCUGUGAAAUAGUGAUGAUCCAAGUAGAUUUAUAGAUCUACUUAAUGUGUUUUUGUGGUGCAAUAGGGCAAGAGUACCUUAUUUUGA